AUGACAACCGCAGUGAGUAGCAUUCCAAAUACAGGACGAAGAAAGUUAGCACUUGUGAUUGGCAUUGGAGCAUAUGAAAAUCUCGAUGAACUACGUAAUCCACAAAAUGAUGCAGACGACAUGUCAAAAGUACUUGGUGACAUUGGUUUCACUGUUGAACUUGUGUUGCAUCCAACUCAGAAAAAAAUGUCAGCUGCAGUUGUAAAUUUUAAAAAGUCAAUUCAACCAGACGAUAUAGUUGUAUUUUAUUUCUCUGGACAUGGAAGUCAAUGGAACGUACGUAUCUGGGUUUUCUUGUGA
Messenger RNA from Rotaria sp. Silwood2, 300 nucleotides. The record is from the annotation of a GenBank genome assembly. Lineage: Eukaryota; Metazoa; Rotifera; Eurotatoria; Philodinida; Philodinidae.